CCGCGACAACAAAUGUGGAGCAGUGAAGCAGUCAUCAUAAAAGUUUGUUUACCCAGACGUUAUCUAAAUGUGAAUGCGUUUGCAUGAAAACAUAUGAUUCCCAGAUCCCAGUUGAAGAGAAAAUGGUAAAACAGAGCAUCCAGAUCUUUGCCCGCGUAAAACCCACAAAGAAACCGGCCUCGGUAUACUGUGUGGACAAUGGGGAGCCGGCGGGUUCCAUACUGGAAUUCCUUGUACCCAAGGACCUGGCUGACGGCUUCAUAAACAACAAGAAGGAGACCUACAAGUUCAGGUUCCAAGAGGUGUUUGAUCAAACAGUCAAGCAAGAGGACAUAUUUGAAGCCAUCGCCAAGCCAGUGGCGGACAGUGUAUUGUCGGGAUACAAUGGUACCAUCUUUGCCUAUGGCCAGACGGGUAGCGGGAAGACCUUCACCAUCACAGGAGGCGCUGAGCGCUACAGUGACCGGGGCAUCAUCCCUCGCACGCUCUCUUACCUCUACCAGCACUUCAGCCAGGACAGCAGUAUGGUGUACACCACCCACAUCUCUUACCUGGAGAUCUACAACGAGGUGGGCUAUGACCUGCUGGACCCCCGGCACGAGGCCUCUCGCCUGGAGGACCUACCGAAAGUUACCAUCAUGGAAGACCCGGACCAGAACAUACACCUGAGAAACCUGUCACUCCAUCAAUCAGCCAAUGAGGAGGAGGCUCUCAACUUGCUCUUCCUGGGAGACACCAAUCGCAUGAUUGCAGAGACCCCUAUGAACCAGGCAUCCACGCGUUCUCACUGCAUCUUCACCAUGCACCUGUGUGGCCGUGAGCCCGGCUCGAUCACCGUGCGGCGUUCCAAGCUACAUCUGGUGGACCUGGCAGGCUCGGAGCGGGUGGGCAAGACAGGCGUGUGUGGGCAGCUGCUCACAGAGGCCAAGUACAUCAACCUGUCACUGCACUACCUGGAGCAGGUCAUCAUUGCUCUCUCAGAGAAGAACCGCUUGCACAUUCCCUACCGAAAUUCCAUGAUGACGUCGGUGCUGCGGGACAGCCUGGGAGGGAACUGCAUGACCACCAUGAUCGCCACUGUGUCUGUGGACAAGAGAAAUGUUGAUGAAUCCAUCUCCACAUGUCGCUUUGCCCAGCGGGUCGCUCUGAUCAGGAACGAGGCUCUGCUGAAUGAAGAGAUGGACCCUGCCCUGCUAAUUGUGAGUCUGAAAAGGGAGAUCCAGUGCCUCAAGGAAGAGCUCUCUAUGGUGACUGGGGAGAAAAGAGAGGACCAGCUAACUCAAGAGGAGAUUCAUAAGAUGGAGGAGCUGGUCAAGGUCUUUCUGGAAGACCCUGAUUGUGAGGUCACACUGGCAUUGGGACCUGACAUGAGAAAAAUCCAUUACUGUUUCUCUCUGCUAAAGGUAAUGAUACGAGAGAGGUUGUCUAUUGGAGACGAGGGAAGCGAUCACCCAAGCCCUCCCCCACCUGUGGUAGUCCCCGACCAAAAAGACAGCCCCCAGGUCCAGCCUGCAGACCUGACCAAGCUGAGGGAAAUGUUGACUCAGCGCGAUAACGAGAUCAAUAUCCUGGUGAGCAUUCUGAAGAAGGAGAAGAAGAGAUCUAAGGACGCUGCUGCUCAACUGGCCAACAUCUCCAAUGGCCGUUCCUUGGACCCCCAGAGUCCUUUGAGGUUAUACACAGAGUCACUGGCAGGAGACACAGAGGCAGUUGAGAAUGACCAUGGAGUGCCACCCACUCUUUAUGGGGAAAGAGCGUCCAAGCUGUCGAUGGGCAAACAGGAGGCUUUUGAGAUCUUCAGGAGAGACCAUGAAGACCGGCUGACCAUCGAGGACAACAAGGCCCUGCUCAAACAGAGGUUUGCUGAGGCUAAAGCAUAUGGGGAGGAGGUGAAUGAAGCCAGAAACGGAGUCAAUAAACUGAAGAAGCAGUUGGAGUUGCAUAGGAUGCAGAGAGCCGCUCACGGUGUCACUGUUAGCCCAGCAGAGGUAGAGGAGGUAGACCCUGUGGAAGAAAACAUCCGCAGACAGAUGGAUGAGGAGAAGAAGAGUUACAAGAGCACCUUUGGCCAUCUGAAAACACUGAAGAUGGAGAUUGAGCACCUGCAGCUGCUGCUGGAGCGGUCAAAGGUGAAGCUCCAGAGAGACUUCCAGGAUUGGUGGAGCCAGGAGGCCGCCAUGCUACAGGUCCCAGAGUCAGAGGGCAUGGCUAGGGGUCAAAGUUCAAUACGGACCAAUCAGAGCUCCGAGUCGUCCUCUCCUAGCCAUCCAAUGACCAGAGCCCUGUCCUCCACUGAGCUCUCAAAGUCCUUCUUCCCUCUGACUGGAGACCAGCAGACAGACGCAGACAUCCUGGGCUUCAUUAGGGCCCGACACAACCUGCUAAACAGGACAGGGCCACCUCUGCCAUGACCAAAAUGCUUGUCUUGUGGCUGCAUCCCGAGCAGAAGUGAAGGAGUGCCACCCGGGAACAUCUGAAUGUGUUCGACACACAUAGGAUCUAUGCGAUUGGUGCCUAAUGAACUUAACCCAGAUGCUCUCACAUGUCCACAUGAGACUCAGGCCUCAAUUAUGUUAGAAUGGAUGUUGGUUGGAUGAAAGGGAACUGGAGGAAGACUAAAAUUCACUCACUCACUCUCUCUCUCAUACAUAUUUACAUUUACAUUUAAGUCAUUUAGCAGACGCUCUUAUCCAGAGCGACUUACAAAUACACACACACACACACACACACACACACA
Oncorhynchus gorbuscha (pink salmon) is the source of this 2737-nucleotide messenger RNA. RefSeq names its product kinesin family member 6 (gene kif6). Gene Ontology annotation, biological process: microtubule-based movement. Gene Ontology annotation, molecular function: microtubule motor activity; ATP binding; microtubule binding. The coding region runs from base 84 to 2411 and encodes 775 amino acids. NCBI's taxonomy places the organism in Eukaryota, Metazoa, Chordata, Actinopteri, Salmoniformes, Salmonidae. The record is from RefSeq and is a predicted model, not a curated record. The transcript has 21 exons.